Molecule: messenger RNA, 7345 nt
Organism: Heterocephalus glaber (naked mole-rat)
Lineage: Eukaryota; Metazoa; Chordata; Mammalia; Rodentia; Bathyergidae
Gene: Sema3d
Product: semaphorin 3D
Biological process (GO): negative chemotaxis; positive regulation of cell migration; semaphorin-plexin signaling pathway
Cellular component (GO): plasma membrane
Molecular function (GO): chemorepellent activity; semaphorin receptor binding
Source: RefSeq, a predicted model, not a curated record
GGGCCGGGGCACUCGGGGCUUCCUGCCCUCAGAACUGUGCCCUGGGUGUGCACGUGGGGCCGAGGGUCCCCUGGCCUGGGCGAGGGUGCAGGGACCCGAAACUGGGUGACUCUUCCCGGUCCCGGUGUGGCUGUCCUGUAACCAUGACGACUGCGGGCUUUGGCACGUGGAUGUGGAUGCAGAGCCUGAAGGCAGGGAUUGGGCAGGUGGUGCAGGGUGAGGGGCCCCUGGGGACGGACCUGCUGGGAGCUGCAGCUGCCCCGAGCUGGGCUCCCUGUGCGUGGUGACAGGGCCUUUGCAGCUGGGGACCAGGUGAUGGACGGUCAGGGGCGGGGAGGGGCCUUGUCCGUGGGCAGGGAGCACAGGAAGUCGAUGUGGGCGAGAUAGGAAGAGCUGAGAGGCCGCAGAGGCGUUAAAUGGCUCCGACUGACUGGGCGGCCACACUCGGAUGGAAUUUACCCAUUUAGGAAGUUUCCCACUUCAGGACAGGACGUUUGUCGAACACCUGUUGUGUCCCAUGUGCUUUGUACAGUAGCAGGAUUAAUAAUCCUUGCAAUGGCCCCCACAUGUUAUUACUCUCUUCUUGAUGCAAGAGGGAGCACCCAAGGUUUACAGUGUGUUGUCCCACUUUGGCUUUCUGUUCUAAACAGUUACAGCUCCGGAAACUCAUGUUGAUAGCUAGAUGGACUAAGCAGCCACCCUCAUUCUAAAGCUGAGGAUAGAGGGUCUGAGGUGUGGACUGCGGAGACCCUGGGUAGCAGAGUUCUGCCUGCAGGGGGUCUCUGUCGGCCACCUCAGAAAACAGCUCCCACCGAGGUGAAGACCUUUCCAGCUCCGGGGUGUGGCUGUCCCCCGAAUGGAGCGUCUCUGUGCAGGGCACGCAAGGCCUCGGGGCAUGUGGAGUCCCCGGAACUGGAACGUGUGGGCAGCGUGGGUGACCUGUGCUUGCACAGGCCUCGUUGUGUCUGUCACCUGUUGGAUCACAGGCGCUCCGACCAGGUCUGCACACCAGGAAGCAAAGGAACAUGGCUCAUUCCCAGGGAAUCCAGGAGCGUGCAGAGACUCCUGAAGAAGCAUUCAGACUCCAGCUACAUAUUGGCUUUCUCCGUCCUCACUCCGCAGGCUUGAAGGACACCCUCUGCCCUCCUGGUUCCCAGGCAUUGGAACGAAGGCUAGAGCUUUGCUACCAGUUCUGCAGGUGUCCCGAGGACAGCUGCCGAUCUUCUUGGCAUUCCCGUCCGUCUCCACAAUUAUAGCCCCUUGACGCAGUUUGAAAGAACUUUGCUUCAUCAUGAACAUCGCUGAGGUCGGGAGGCAGAAGGGGAGGCCAGGUGCGCGCCUCCUCCCUGUCGUGCUGCUGCUGAGCACCGCGGUGCUGGUCCUCCCCGCUUUGGGGACUUCGAAGCAGGAUGUGCCCCGACUCAAGCUGACCUACCAGGAUUUGCUGCUUUCAAACAGCUGCAUGCCCUUCCUGGGCUCCUCGGAGGGCCUGGAUUUCCAGACUGUUCUGUUGGAUGAGGAGCAGGGCCGGCUGCUGCUAGGAGCCAAGGACCACGUCUUCCUGCUCAGCCUGGCCGACCUCAACCGCAACUUCAAGAAGAUCUAUUGGCCUGCUGCGAAAGAACGGGUGGAAUUAUGCAAACUGGCUGGGAAAGAUGCCAAUACAGAAUGUGCGAAUUUCAUCAGAGUGCUUCAACCCUACAACAAAACUCACACUUAUGUGUGUGGAACGGGAGCUUUUCACCCAGUGUGUGGCUACAUUGACCUUGGAGUCUCUAAGGAGGAAGUAGCGUUCAAACUGGACACCCAUAACCUGGAGUCGGGUAGGCUGAAGUGCCCCUUUGACCCUCAGCAGGCUUUUGCGUCUGUGAUGACAGGUGAGCACCUCUACUCGGGAACGGCGUCCGACUUCCUGGGCAAAGACCCUGCGUUCACGCGGUCCCUGGGACCCACGCAGGACCACUACAUCCGGACCGACAUUUCAGAGCACUACUGGCUCAACGGAGCAAAGUUUAUUGGAACUUUCCCUAUCCCAGACACCUACAAUCCAGACGAUGACAAAAUAUAUUUCUUCUUUCGUGAAUCAUCUCAAGAAGGCAGCACUUCUGACAAGGCCAUCCUCUCCAGAGUCGGGAGAGUUUGUAAGAAUGACGUGGGAGGACAGCGCAGCCUGAUAAACAAGUGGACCACCUUCCUGAAGGCCCGGCUGGUCUGCUCCAUUCCUGGGAGCGACGGGGCAGACACCCAUUUUGAUGAGCUGCAAGAUAUUUAUUUACUCCCUACAAGAGAUGAAAGAAAUCCUGUAGUAUAUGGAGUCUUUACCACAUCCAGCUCCGUGUUCAGAGGCUCGGCCGUGUGCGUGUACAGCAUGGCAGAUGUCAGGGCCGCCUUCAACGGGCCCUACGCCCACAAGGAGAGCGCGGACCACCGCUGGGUGCAGUACGACGGGCGCAUCCCGUACCCCCGGCCCGGCACGUGUCCCAGCAGAACCUAUGACCCACUGAUCAAGUCCACCAGAGACUUCCCCGACGAUGUGGUCAGCUUCAUCCGCAGACACCCGCUGAUGUACAAGGCCGUGUACCCAGCCGCAGGGGCACCGAGCUUCAAGCGGAUCAACGUGGACUACAGGCUCACACAGAUCGUGGUGGACCACGUGGUGGCUGAGGACGGGCAGUACGACGUCAUGUUCCUAGGGACAGACAUCGGAACUGUGCUCAAAGUGGUCAGCAUUUCCAAGGAGAAGUGGAGCAUGGAGGAAGUCGUGCUGGAGGAGCUGCAGGUCUUCAAGCACUCACGGAGCAUCUUGGCCAUGGAGCUGUCUCUGAAGCAGCAACAGCUGUACGUUGGUUCCCGAGACGGGUUGGUUCAGCUCUCCCUGCACAGAUGCGACACCUACGGGAAAGCGUGUGCGGACUGCUGCCUGGCCAGAGACCCUUACUGUGCCUGGGACGGACACGCCUGCUCUCGGUACGCGCCCACCUCCAAGAGGCGAGCGAGACGCCAAGAUGUGAAGUAUGGGGACCCGAUUACCCAGUGCUGGGACAUUGAGGACAGUAUUAGCCAUGAAGCUGCUGAUGAAAAGGUGAUUUUUGGCGUUGAGUUUAAUUCGACCUUCCUGGAAUGUGUUCCUAAAUCCCAACAAGCAUCGAUUAAGUGGUACAUCCAGCAGGCGGGCGAGGAGCAUCGUGAGGAGCAGCUGAAGCCAGACGAGCGCAUCAUCAAGACGGAGUACGGGCUCCUGAUCCGCAGCCUGCAGAGGAGGGACUCGGGCGUGUACUCCUGCAAGGCGCAGGAGCACAGCUUCGUGCACACGGUGGCCAGGCUCAGCCUGAACGUCAUCGAGAGCCAGCAGAUGGAGGGCAGCCAGAGGGCAGAGCGCGAGGAUGGCCCGGCCAAGGACCUGCUGGCCGAGUCGCAGCUGCGCUACAAAGACUACAUCCAGAUCCUCAGCAGCCCGAGCUUCAGCCUGGACCAGUACUGCGAGCAGAUGUGGCACCGGGAGAAGCGCAGGCAGCGGACCAAGGGCAGCCCCAAGUGGAAGCACAUGCACGAGCUGAAGAAGAAGCGCAACCGCAGGCACCACGGGGGCCGGGCGGGGCCGCUCGGGGCCGUGGCCCUGGCUACGUAGCUCUGCAGGCCCUUGGCAGAGAACUGCGUGCUGCAGGACGCCACCUUCCGCACUGCGUGUCCCACCCCCUUGUAAAUGCUUCCCCUGGGCUUUGCUGAGCGCAAGGACCACUGCCUGGGCAGGGGUCUGUGGCGAAUGGGGACCAGAGAGCAAGGGGCGGGGGGGGGGCGACCGACUGCCCGAACGGAGACUCGUGCCUGCAAAGCAUCAGCGCCACCCUCGGAGCAGGGCGUUGUCCUGUGAAUGUGCUCUGUUCUGGACUUUGAGCUCGGGAUGCCGAGUACAUAGUCAGCUGAAGAGGCCUUGGCCUGACACAGCUGAGGGGCAUUCUUCUUCCCUCGGAGGCCUCCGGUGUGCCGCUCACCGUGCAGCUGGGCUGUGUUCCUGUGAACAGAACGAUUGCUCCACACUAGAACCGCUGUCUGGGGCAGGAUCUGGAGGGCCCAGAGCUGCUCUCUCGGAGCCGAGCGUGGCGUGGGAACGUGGCUUGGGAACGUGGCGGUCCAGUGCUUCUUCCAGGCCGCCGGGUUCCAUUCAGCUCACAACUCUGAUUUACGGAAGGACACUAACACUCCUCCCGGGAUUCCUCAUGACUUGUAAGAAGAAACAGGUUCACAGACAGAAAUCCAGGCUCAGCUGUGGGUUUCUGGAAUAUAUGGUUAGAUCUAUAAGAACAGAAUGCUUGAUUCAUAUUUUAAUAAGAUAUGGGAAAAUAUUUUAAUGAGAUAAGAGAAAUAUCUUGAUGUAUGCUACAUCCUAAUGGGAUGACAUGCAGAGGCGAUAGAAGCAAAGACAGCCAUAAUCCUGGCUUUGGGGAAAACUCAGAUCCCCGUGAAACGGAAGAGCAACCCCAAGUAGAGUAGACAGGAUGUGAUGGGGCUCCUUUCACACCAAUAUAGGUAGCUGCCAAUUUGUAACUCAUCUGUUAAAAAAAUCUGUAUUAUGACAACCUGCUUGCAAAAGUCUGAAGAAAAGUAAAAAAAUGUAAGGACCAUGGGAGGGAUGAACAUAUUUUAUUUAUAACCAAUGGUCUUCCCUCCCUUCUAUGUAUGUACCUUUCUCUGUGUGUGAUUUCCAUUUGCUUCCUCUACUAUCUCAAUAGUGGAUUAUGGAUUACAUUAGAGUGAGGGAGAAGAUACCCCAUACAAUACACAGGAGCGGACUCAGUAGACAGCCUUGGUGGGAGCGGGGAUGGGUACUGCCCAGUAACAGAUCAAGUGCACGAUUUCAACCACAGGAAGGGUAAAAUUAACUCUCUCCUAUCCUUUUCUUCAUGCAACCUUUUGAAUUUCUGGAGUGAUGUGUUGUAAUUCGAGUAGCAGUUUAAGGGUAAAUCAAGCUCACCACAUGUAAAGAAAGCAGACUCCCACCAUGAACAUGAUGCCCUCCUACCUGUGAGCAUGUUCGUGUUUGCAGGUCCCCUUCCCUGAAUCCCUGUGCAGUGGUCCCUGUCUUUCGGGACAGGGCAAGGCUCAUCUUUCCUUCCACCCCUGACAGCCCCACCUCCUCUGUCCAACCUGUCCACACCCUGAAGUGUGAGAUGGAAAAUCAGUCACUUCCUCACACAGAAGGCAGCUCUUCAGAAAACCCAGCAAUGCUUUGCUGGGUUCUUCUGCCUCUCCACGUCUUGCAAGAACAUCCGUGUGAACCCUAGUGGAGACUCACUACAGCCUGGGAGUCUCCCCGCUCACAGUGCCAUCUGGGUUUGGCCUUCAUAUUCUUUGUGCUUUGCCUAUUUCAAAGUAGUCACCCUGGUCUGUGAGGUCCAGCAUCCUCUUUUUUAUUACACUCCUGAAUAUUGGUAGACAUUUCACUAUAAGGAGAAGUCAAGCUUCAACUGUAACAACAGUGAAGCAGAACAAACUUUAAAAAGUUUGCAAAAGAAGAGUGGUGGUGAGGUCAGACUCCUAACUGACACCGACACAUGGAGUGUCUGUGACCAUGGGGUGCUGCUAUGCAAUGUCCUGGAAGCGCAGAGCAGGCUCACAGCAGUAUGUGGGCCUGGGAUUGGUGUGUAUGAGAUUUGCACAUAUUUGUGUAGCAGGCACAGUGCCCAAAUGUGGAUGGCUUUGGAGAAAUUAUAACAUAAGAUUCAAACAUUAGGAUUGACCUUUGAAAAUAUAUUUUAUUCAAAUGUGAAUGUCCACAUCAUUUUUGAAUUACCACUCUUUAAACUUAGUUAUUCAGACAACAUUUUGGGACCUUAUUUUAUGUCUUUUAUCUAAGAAUCUGCUCUGAGUAUAAAGCUAUUAAUUUAUGGUAAAUACUUAAAAUAUAUUGGAAAUAUUAGUAUAAUACAAUUUCAUAUAACAAAAUGGGGACAAAGACUUAUAUGUAUUUUUAAAGUUAGAGGAUAUCUGAACUACAUUUAAUUUUUCAACUAAGCUGUUCCGAACACCUACAGCAAUUGUGUGAUUAUGUUCAAUCUACAGAAAUAAUAAAUACAUUCUCACCACUGAUCUUGCCAAACCUGUUUGAAAAUAAUGAAAAAUCAAAUUACAGUUAAUGCAGUCAUUUCCAGUAUUCUAACAAGUCAGCUCUCUGGGAAGAGGGUUUUCAAAUGCCUGGGUGUUGUAGUUUGUGUUUUUCUUUCUUGCCUUCCACGUGUAGGUCUUUGCCUCCCUCCUGGUUCCCUCCGCAUGGCAUUCCAGUGCCUGAUGCUGCUGACCAGAAUCCUGGCCAUCUGCAUUCAUUUACAUCCACUUCAUUGGCAAUUUUGAGAGUUUCUUUAGAAAUAGAUGUUUUAAUUAAUUUAUGUAGAAGUUUUUCUUUCCCAAAAAGCUCAGAAUAUUACAUUCACAUGAUUCCACAAAAAUUACACAAAAUUAAAUUAUUUAAGAAAUGUAAAAUAGUUGUGAAAUAUUUAGUAAUUUGCAAAAGCCAUAAAAAUAGUAGAAGUAUAAUUCAGUCUCAUGAUUCUGUUGAUUAAUGCUCAUUUAUAAUAUGCUGGCCACAAGAUGUUUUUAUUUUUGAAUUUUUCUUUGACCUAUAUUUGGUUCUUCAUAUGGUAUUAUGCUUUAUUCUUGAUGAGUUGAGUGGACUGAACUAAAAGAUAAGCUAACUGACUCAGUGCCUAUUUUUCAAAAUUACUAAAAUUGAACUUCUAGGGGCAACUUGGUAUCAUUCAUGUUUCUACAAAAUAAUAAAGUUAAGCAGGAUCAUUCAUUAAACUCUGUUUUUUGCCAAAGUUAAAUAUAUUUCAUAUGUAUCAUUAAAACAAAUGUAAAUCAAAACUGACAUCCCCUCUUUUUAAAUGUCACAUUUGUCUCAGAGAAUAGGCUUCCUUUAUUUGGCCUUACAGCUAGUGUAGAAAAAAAGAUAUUUGCAAUGAUUUUUAUAGAAAGGUAUAUUUUUCUCAGUGUGAUAAGAACAUUUAAAUAACUCCACUUACAGGUGAGGUUAAAGAACUGAAGUCUAAAAGCCCGGUUUCUACACAUGGGAAGUGCAGACAGGAGUGCUCAGGGGACUGAUGCCUCUCAUUUAAAUAUUUUGUAGUAUAAAGUAUUUAUGGAAGGUUUGAGGUAGAUGAUUUGGGGGGAAGGGCAAAAAUCUGUCAGAAGCCAUAAUCAUGUAAUUUAAUCCUACUUGUGAGUGGUUAGCAAUCACUUUUGAAUUUAUAGUUUUACUAUUUCAAAAGAAAUGUAGUCUUAUAGUAUUAAAUAAUUAAAAGUUGUGAAAUGUAUAUUUUGGUUGUAUUCUAAUAAAACACCAACAUUC